Messenger RNA from Boeremia exigua, 1358 nucleotides. RefSeq names its product GCY protein. NCBI's taxonomy places the organism in Eukaryota, Fungi, Ascomycota, Dothideomycetes, Pleosporales, Didymellaceae. Gene Ontology annotation, cellular component: cytosol. Bases 318 to 1292 code for a protein of 324 amino acids. Gene Ontology annotation, molecular function: aldose reductase (NADPH) activity. The record is from RefSeq and is a predicted model, not a curated record. The transcript has 2 exons.
GUGGAAGUUCCUUGCUCAAACUCUUGGAAGGUGGGGUCAAGCUACCUAAGUCCCCUGCGCCCCGCACGAAAAGCCUUGGCGUGCCAUGAUUUUCCGGUCGCACUUCCGGCAAAGAACCUACAAUGUACGGAUUCCUAUCGUUGUCCGAGUUUACACAUCAGCAGUUCUGAGCUUUUGAGACAUACAAAUUACCGUCGUACGCUCCCCCAAAGAUGUUGUACUACCCUGUUUGCCCCCCUUGAAGCACGCUUGUCAGACUUCUACUUGAAGCCACUUUUCGUGCGCAAUACUGCUUACAGUACGACCUGAAAAGCAUCAUGCCACUUCCUACACACUUUACUCUAAACACAGGAGCUAAGAUCCCUGCUGUUGGAUUUGGAACAUGGCAGGCCAAGCCUGGCGAGGUUGAGCGCGCUGUUGAGACAGCACUAAAAGCUGGUUAUCGUCACAUCGAUUGCGCAGCCAUCUACAGAAACGAGGUCGAGGUCGGUGAAGGCAUUCGCGCAAGCGGUGUUCCGCGGGAAGAUAUUUUCAUUACGGGAAAGCUCUGGAACACAAAGCACGCCCCAGAGAAUGUUAAAGCAGCUCUUGACAAGAGCCUGGAGGAUCUUGGAGUAGAUUAUCUCGACCUAUUCUUGAUGCACUGGCCUGUGGCAUUCAAUGGAAAGACUGGCAAAUGGUUUCCUCUUCGCGAGAACGGCGUUUUUGACCUUGUCAACAUCGACCCGGCUGAUACAUACAGAGCCAUGGAGAAUCUCCUUGACACUGGCAAGGUUCGCGCUAUCGGUGUCUCCAAUUUCACGAUAAACCGCCUUGAUGACCUACUGUCCAAAACCAGCGUCGUACCCGCUGUCAAUCAGAUUGAAGUACAUCCAUACUUACAGCAACCGUCCUUGUUCGACUACUGCAAGAGCAAGAACAUCCUCAUCGAAGCGUACUCCCCACUGGGGAACAAUCAGACCGGCGAACCACGCACUGUCGAUGAUUUGCUCGUAGGCGAAGUCGGCAAGCAGUUGGGUCUUGAUGGUGGGCAACUGCUCGCAAGUUGGGGGAUCCAGCAUGGACAUGUAGUCCUUCCCAAGAGCGUGACACCACACAGGAUUCAGAGUAAUUUGCAAGUGCAGGAAUUGCCCCGUGAUGCAUACGAGAAGCUUAGUGGACUGGAGCGUCACAAGAGGUUCAACCAACAAUCGCGAUGGGGAUUUGAUAUCUUUGAGGAGCUAGGACAAGCAAAGGUUACAAAGAUUGCGGAAGAUGCAGCAGUAGAGAACAAGGAGAAAUUCACGGUCUAAAUACAAGAAUGUUGAUACGUCUGUACACUACAUAUACUCAACUAGUGUUGGCCAACAGCUUCCCCU